AUGGCACCUCCUGCACCUCUCGCUUCUACUCUCGUCAUCCGUGACAAUAUCAACGAAGCAUUUAAGACCUAUGCCAGCUCGAAGCCGACGUUCCAGCCUUUUGUUCUGCUCAGCAUGCUUUCUAGCAUCGCUGGACUCUGCGGGACUCUUGUCACCAGUGGUGAUCCCGCCAUUUUCACUGAUCACAACUUGUCGGAGCCUGUCUUCAUUGUUCGCCAAGAGUACAAUACUCUCAACGACUUGGACAAGUCCGUUACCGAUCCUGUAGGCUUCAACAUCUGCCGGGACUUCUGCAGAGUAUCCAAAUACAUAAUACUGGUGUAUGGAAAUUCAAAAAAUGAGAAGUAA
Molecule: messenger RNA, 348 nt
Organism: Laccaria bicolor S238N-H82
Lineage: Eukaryota; Fungi; Basidiomycota; Agaricomycetes; Agaricales; Hydnangiaceae
Exons: 5
Coding region: 1-348 (115 amino acids)
Source: RefSeq, a predicted model, not a curated record